Molecule: messenger RNA, 1560 nt
Organism: Drosophila gunungcola (fruit fly)
Lineage: Eukaryota; Metazoa; Arthropoda; Insecta; Diptera; Drosophilidae
Product: homeobox protein Hox-B4
Exons: 2
Coding region: 538-1506 (322 amino acids)
Biological process (GO): regulation of DNA-templated transcription; neuron differentiation; central nervous system development
Molecular function (GO): DNA-binding transcription factor activity, RNA polymerase II-specific; DNA binding
Source: RefSeq, a predicted model, not a curated record
AAAAUUACGCCAAGGCAGGGACUCAAAGGAGAGACAUUCUGAAUGUGCCGGAGGGACAAGGAAUCGGCAGUUGGAGAAGUAGAAGUAGAGCUUUUACGCACUCUCUUCAACUUUCAAUUAAACUCGAGUGAUAAUACGAAAUGGAAAAGGAAGAUUCGUUCCGCAAGGACACUCCACGCACACAGUCAAGCACACUUACACACGCACCGUGCCAGGGGGUUCGCCAUUGUUCCCUCACACAGAUACAGUGAGGCAUCGCUUACCUGCCAUUUGUGAGCCAUUGUGAGUGAUCGAACAAGGGCGGAGCGUAAAUGGCAACAGUUGCCGCUAAAUGGUGACUAAAUGGCCGAACAGACUCGGGGCAAACAACCCUCGAAUUGGUCCUCAGGGGUGGCUUAAUGGAAAACCAACCCCCAGAACAGGGUCUCCAGGUAUAUAAGAGCCGGGUGAGGGCCCAGCAGCCAGACAGUCUCGCACAGCCAGCGAUCGUGUUCAGUAGCCCAUUCCGAAGUCAGUUGGAAAACGAAAUUUACGAAAAUGUCACGCUCUUUUUUGAUGGAUUCCCUGCUCAGCGAUAGGCCCAAUCUGAGCCAGAAGAAGGAGAAGCUGGGAUCACCAGGAGCCAGUUCCUCGGCAGCCGCUGCAGUGGCCGCAGCGGCCAUGUUGCCAUCGAUACCCAUGCUGCCCUAUCCGGCCAGCUAUGUGGGCAGCUAUCUCUUCUCCCUGGGCAUCCAGCAGCAGCAGCAGCAGCAACAGCAGCAACAACAUGCAGCUGCAGCAGCAGCCGCAGCAGCAGCAGCAGCUGCCUUGCAGCAACAUCCGCAUGUCAGCUCGAGUCCCGGUUCCCUAUAUCACCCAUACGCCCAGCUGUUCGCCACCAAGAGGAAAUCCAGCGGCUUCAGCAGCUACGAAGGCUGCUAUCCAUCGCCACCGCUGUCGGCCAAUCCAAACAGCAACGCCCAGCAGUUGCCGCUGCACAAUCUCUACGGAUCUCCAGUGGGUGUGGGUGGUGGCCUACCUCUACCCGAACCCGGCAGCUUCUGCACUUCACCCUCGGCUUCCUCGUCGGCCUCCCUGGAUUACACCAGCCACUUUGACGAGCCCCAAGGCAAGCGGUUCAAGCACGAGUCCUCCUGCUCGCCCAAUAGCUCACCGCUCAAGGUCCAGUCCGCGGGAGUGCCCUCGGAAAUCACACCUCUGAUCAGCGACUAUGCCGACUCCAGCAAAAGGAUUCGCACCGCCUUCACCAGCACUCAGUUGCUGGAACUCGAGCGGGAAUUCUCGCACAACGCCUACCUAUCGCGACUUCGUCGCAUCGAGAUCGCCAACCGCCUGCGCCUCUCCGAGAAGCAGGUCAAGAUCUGGUUUCAGAACCGUCGAGUCAAGCAAAAGAAGGGCGGUUCCGAGAGUCCCACAUUCAAUCUGUCCACCAACUCCAACGGCAGUCCUCAGGCCUCUCCAGCUUCUCCCAAAAUCAACGUUCACGAACUGAAAGUGGAAGCGUAGAAAAAUCUUCGUAAAGAAUUUACAGAUUGUACAGUAGAUUUUAGUCUGUUGUUA